GAGAGAGAGAGAGAGAGAGCAGAGCAGAGCAUUCGCAGCAUCCAUAGCUCCUUGUAGUGUAGCAACCAUUGCCAGUUACCCGCUGGCAUCCCGGGAAGAAUGUUAUUGAGCGGCCAGGACCUGCACCUCUUCUUCUCCUUUCUAUGGUUCAGCCUUUUCCUCUUUAAAAGGGACAGUGUCGUGAUUAUUAGAGUUCUCGGUGCAGACCGUCCUCAGACGUCUGUUAGGUUUUAGAAUAGCCACACGCGAUAAUGACGAGGAGAGAAUAAUUUCCCCUCUGGUGAGAUGAAAACGGGCAAAUGAUUGGCAAACAUGGAAAACCUUUGAGCCACUAGUGCUGAGCGCGAGAGAGAGGACGCUCGGGAUAAUGAGAGGGACAAAGCUCCGAUCAUAAUUGUUGCUGUGGAUUUAUAUUCGUCACCUCCGGACCGUAGCAGCAGCAGCAGCAGCAGCAGUAGCAGUAGCAAACAGCACAAGCCGAGACUUUGAGUUUCGAAUCAGCAGAAAAAGAUGUUCCAGUAGCGUUCCUGGUUGGGGAUUAAGAGAUAGGGGCGGGGUGGGGGGGAAAAGAUGGAUGGGGAGGGGACAGCAGCCGCCGAACAAUAUGUGUAGCACCGGAUGAGUCCCGGGCGAAGCGAGAGAGAUGAUUUGACUUAAUUCCCACCGAAGAGCAGAAAGAGGUCACACCAUGUGUAGCAACAGACGGAGGAAAUAUCUGAAGAAGUUGCAGGUCCUAACGUCUAUAGUGACGUGCAUCACCUUAGUGAGGUGUGAUGAGAUGCCGGAACUGAACACCUUGGAGGACCACCUAAGGGUCAUGGCCAGCGAACUUCGCAACUCCUCGCUCUCCAGUCACGGGAAUUCCCCUCAAGAGAGCGACCCAGAUCUUGCUGCCAUAAAAGAUUUUCAUCUUCAAGUUACGUCCGACAAUUCUGAGCAGUCCCGCUGCCCAACCUCCUGCUUCUGCGAAGACAAGGUUGGAUACGCAGCCUGUGUAGGAGACGGCCAGUGGGCGCCGCCCGUCCUGCCAUCGGGACUCGUGCGCAUUGAACUGAGGGGCUUUUCGCUCCCACAACUUGGUCCGUCUCAGCUGAAGGUGUUUCAGGGAAUCCGUGAGCUCCAGAUCAACCACUGCAAUCUCUCGUUGUUGGUCGAUGACUCGUUCACCUCGAUGAAAGAACUGGAUGGACUGGAUCUCUCAGACAACCACUUGACAGUGCUUGGGCCUUAUUCCCUGCAUGGCCUCCAGUCUCUCAGACACCUUGAUAUAUCCUAUAACCGGCUGACGGUCUUGAACAGACCUUUCAUCCACUUGCCUUCUCUGCAGCAUCUCAAUUUGCAUCACAACUCCAUCCGUAGGCUCAUCCAAGACACAUUUCAGGGAUUAAAUCGGGUACAGUAUAUUGAUUUAGAUUCCAACGAGAUCUCUUUCUUGGAAGUGUCAGCUUUCCAGCAUCUCACAAGUUUAGCUCACCUCAUCUUAUCAAACAACCAACUCUCCAGCCUUGCAACGCUGGACUUCUUCGGAUCUCGACUCCAGUACAUUGACCUCUCAAACAUAGGCAUCGCCCGCAUACCUCAAGCACUCACCCAGUUUGUCCGGGACUUGCGGCUUGCCAGGAAUGUCAUCAGAGAAAUCCAUCGCGGAGAUCUGGACUCGUACCCUUAUUUAACUCUCCUCGUGUUAGAUAACAACAGCGUCGAGGUGCUGGAAGAAGACGCGAUUGGGAGACACGAAUACUUGUCCCGCCUGUGGCUCAAUGGGAACCAUCUGGUGAGCAUCCCACUCUCGUUGCCUCCCUCUCUUCAGGCCCUUUAUAUUGACGAGAACUCCAUUUCCGGCAUAAGGGAGGGGGAUUUUCGUGGCCUGAUCAAUCUACAGCAACUCUCUCUUCAAAACAACAACAUAUCUGUGAUCGACCCAUGUGCGUUUUGCGAACUGACGGGCCUAAAGACAUUAAAUUUACAAGGGAAUCAUAUUACCAAUCUUACAAAGAGAAUAUUUUCCCACUUACUGAAUCUCGAAUCCCUCGACCUCUCACAAAACCCUCUGAAAUCUCUCGACGGGGAAGCUCUCCUGGGUCUGGCAUCGCUGCGUUCACUACAAAUAUCUCACAUUCAGUCAGACCCCUUGGAAAUCCCUGACACUUUAUUCGACUCCUUAAAAGGACUUUGGAUACUCGAAGUGUGUGAAUCUCCAAAGUUGGUCUCAGUGAUCACAAAUAACACUAAAAUGCUGCACAGCUUACGGGGCCUUAGAGAACUCAACAUAAUGCAUAAUGGACUCACUCAGCUCAGACAAGACUUUCCAGCCUUCUUCCCUCAGCUACAGGUUAUAAAGCUGAGUGGCAAUGUUUGGGACUGCAGUUCGGCGAAGAAGAUCGAGUGGAUGAAGCAGUGGAUGCAACAUUCAUCCGUCAAUUUCUACAGAUCCUACAGCGUUCGGUGCUCAAGUCCAUUAUCGUUAAGUUAUAAGCCAGUUAUUCUCCUGGAAGAGAGUGACUACAACAGAUCGGAAAGUGACUCAAACCUCUUGGAGUCUCCACUGUCCACUCCUGUACCGCUAGCCUUCAUCACCCACGGUACUGCAUACUCUAAACCGAAUGCUACGGUAGUAAGUGAUUCCUCCGAGAUUUCCAUAGGAUCGUCCUUUGAGAUGGACAUUGAAAGACUUGAUGUGCCCUCUUCAGAGCUGUAUUCAGCUAACGUUACUCAGGAGAGUAAAACAAACAUUUCAGAUGCUGCCUCAGGCGCUUCACCAGGUCGGUUCUCUCUCCUAAAAAAUCGGACCUCAUCAGCAUUUUUUUUGUCGGUUGAAAGUGAAUUGAUUAGUGCAAAUAAAAGUGCAUCUGAAAACACUACAGAAACUCCUGCAUCACCAGAAAAAACGCCAAGUAUGCUGGUGAAGUAUGUUCCUCCUCCUCCCCCUCCACAUCAUACCACUCAAAUUCCAGCCACAGAAAAAUCUGGAAAUUUCAGUGCAUCCAGUCCAAUAACCAAAAGGCUCGAUGUUCUAGGCUCUACCAGCUUGCCUUCCCCAUCUCUACGCAACGAUGCGCCAGGGAUGAAAUCCUCCAUACGGAGCCCCACUCUGAGUGAAGACAAAACAUUUACAAAGAAUUUAAAUAUUCUGUUGAACUCACACGAUGUUGAGUCAAAGGGUGAGUUGAGAUUCGAAGGAAGUAAGUUGAGAAAAUAUAUGACAAAGUCACUCAGCUCAGAAUUGGGAAGUGAUGCAUCAACUGAUCAGCAGCAAAAACAACACCAACAAAGAAAGGUUGCACGUGAAUUUCAUUCCCACAGGAAAGAUCUUUGGCUAUACAGAGGUGAGAGCAACCACGGGCUGAAUCAGAGAAAUCCUUCACUGUCUCUUGGUAUUGGCCGGGGCAAAGUGAGUGACGAAGCAGUCAUAGGCGCUGGAAUAGUGGCGACAUUUCUGGGAGUGGCUCUCUUGAUCAGCGGGUUUUUGUUAGCCCAGGGUCGAGCGAAAGUUGGCAACUCUUGGGACUCUUCCUCCUUAACAUCAUCCUACUGGAGAGAUGGCUCAGGGGAGGACGAGGUGCUCAUGGCACCCGAUUAUGAUGCCGAGGCCAAUGAAAGCAGCAUGUGUGGGCCACAGGUAGAAAACGGAAUGGAGAUCGUCCCUGAAACUCAAACGGGAUUAAACAAGAGACUCUACCUUCUUUUGCAGAGAGACUCGUGCACAGGCAUUACCCCCGAGAGCCUCCCAGAUCCGCGUACAUACUAAAGUAUUAUCCCAAAGAGCCUCUUAGUCUUAUGUGCAUAAUAAAAAAAACAAAGUAUUACCCUUAUGGGCCUCCUAGAGCCACGCACAUGGUAACUAAAGGAGAUUUUUGUGGCUCCAUGUCGGUAGGUGUCAGCGGGUUACGAAUUUUCAUUGUUUACCUCACUACCAAGUUCAUUUGAUCUCACUGGAAUUCCGUCGUUCAUUUCUAUAAAAUUCAGUUCGGGCUAACGUCAUUAUCAUUCAUGUGGUGAAUACUGACCAGAGUGGAACUACUGAGGCCUUUAUUCUUAUAAUUAAGGCCAUUACUCUUUGAGGAAAACCUCCAUUAACCACAUGUGAAAUGACUGUUGUGGAGUUUGAAGUUAAUGAUUACAUUGUCACCCUCUCUUCACAAGCACCAUCCAUCUGUUCUGUCAUAGUACUGCUGCCGAGGAUCCUGUUGGGAAAUGGGAGAUGACUGAAAUAAUGAAAACGCUUGUGGGUACUUUAUCUAUAUCUGUACAUUGUUAAAUAGACGAAAGUAAUGCAUACAAUGCUGUAAGAUUAGUUUAAAUUGCUCUAUAUUCUUUUCGUUUAUUGGUGCUUUACAUCUGCCGGAGAAGAGAAAAGGAGAGAAUCAAUGUAUGUGCACUUGAAAUACAGAAAUGCAAGGUUCUUUCGAACAAUAGCAAUGACUGUUUUCAAGAAACAGUAGCAGAGGGAGCCUUGGAUCUUUCCUGGAUGGUGACCUCCACGGGUUCUAACCCAGUAAGUAUCCACCUUUGUGGCGUGUAAAAACAUAAACCAAAGACUGUAAAUAUCAGAAAGAUGAUAACCCCAAAGAUAUAUUCAUCCUAGAUAACGACCCCUGAAAACCCUUGGUGGUCACUAUUUAGGAAAGAACCGAAACCUUCUUCGAAGUCCUGUUCGUCCGUUCCUCCUUCAAGGGUGGACAUCAGCGGAACCGUUCUUCCAUUCAGAGUGAACCUGACUGCCAUGACAAAUGGCAGCUAAGCAGCAGCGCUCUAUAAUAGGACGAUAUGUUUACCACAAGCCUCAGCUGCCAAAGCUGAACUCUUCUUGUGUACUACCAUACUUAGGUCCUUUCAUAUUUGGAUUUCAUAAGUUUUGGUGCUAUUUUAGAUCUGACUGUUAACUUUGUUCAUUUCUUUGCUGACUCUGAAGAGACAUUCUGUGCAAAAAUUUCCUUUCGACAGAGUGAGGAGGUACUCUAUAAAGUAGUUGUAAAGUAGCACGUGUGUGUGAAUGUAAGUGUGUGUGUGUGUGUGUGUGCCCUAGUUCAGCUGUCCAGAUGUCUGUGGUCUGUUCAGUCAUUCAGAAUAGAUGCAAAACUCUCGGAAUUCCAUGUACAGUCGUGUUCAUGUGUCAUUAUUUGUGGGAUGCGUGUCGUAUCUGUUCAGUAGCUAUUAUGCUGUCUUUAAUCUAACCCUCUUUGUAGCUUUCUUAAGAUAAUAGUGGUCUAAGUCGCAGCACUGAACUCGAGAUACUGUUCCGAAGCCCUGUCUCACUGAGUUCAACCGUUUCUGUAAAUAGUUGUCCUUCAUCCAACAUGUGGAGUUUGCCUACGUGCACGAGAUCUGUUUUGGAUAAUUAAUAUCAUGAUGUCAUCUAAUGUUCAAUAAAUGAUACGAAUUUAAA
Macrobrachium nipponense is the source of this 5386-nucleotide messenger RNA. RefSeq lists its product as uncharacterized. Lineage: Eukaryota; Metazoa; Arthropoda; Malacostraca; Decapoda; Palaemonidae. The record is from RefSeq and is a predicted model, not a curated record. The transcript is spliced from 5 exons. Gene Ontology annotation, molecular function: protein binding. The coding region runs from base 689 to 3748 and encodes 1019 amino acids. Gene Ontology annotation, cellular component: extracellular matrix.